Messenger RNA from Pararge aegeria (speckled wood butterfly), 3039 nucleotides. It is a transcript of the gene ArfGAP1, whose product is annotated as ADP-ribosylation factor GTPase-activating protein 1. The record is from RefSeq and is a predicted model, not a curated record. Lineage: Eukaryota; Metazoa; Arthropoda; Insecta; Lepidoptera; Nymphalidae. Gene Ontology annotation, molecular function: GTPase activator activity. Gene Ontology annotation, cellular component: Golgi membrane. Gene Ontology annotation, biological process: regulation of ARF protein signal transduction; regulation of endocytosis. The coding region runs from base 225 to 1271 and encodes 348 amino acids. The transcript is spliced from 9 exons.
GUAGGCUUCGGAGGCUGGGGACGUUUUCAUUCAACUGUGUUGUUCAUUCACGGCCUUUCUUGCUGAAAGGCAGCUGGCAAGGCCUCCUCUCGACUGUAACGUCAACAGUCAAACGAUAGAUUUUAAUGUAUUUUGUUUAGUACGUAUUGAAGUUUUUUUUGUGUGGCACGAGAUUUGAUUUUCUUUUAUUUUACAAAUUCAUUGUUCUAAGAAAACCUUUUGAAAUGGCGUCGCCGCGUACACGUCGUAAAUUGAACUCCAUACGCACGCAAGAUGAGAACCACAGAUGCUUCGAGUGUGGCACUCUGAACCCUCAAUGGGUGUCUGUGACCUAUGGUAUCUGGAUCUGCCUGGAGUGCUCGGGUGUUCAUCGCAGCCUUGGAGUUCACUUGUCGUUCGUUCGGUCGGUUACAAUGGACAAAUGGAAAGAUAUUGAAUUAGAGAAAAUGAUGGUGGGAGGCAACUUAAAAGCUCGUACUUUUUUUGAGAGUCAACCUGAUUAUAAAGCUGAAAUGAAAAUCGUGCAAAAAUAUAAUACCAAAGCUGCUGCUAUGUACCGGCAACAGAUAACAGCACUUGCUGAAGGUCGUGAAUGGAGUCCCUCAGACUACAAACCAGAGGUUGCAGAAAAACCUUCUGACUGGAGUCAGUCACAAUCCUUCUACUCUUCUGGUGACAACACAUUCCAUACCAGUGGCUCUGACAAUAAUAUAAGCUACCACAGUGAAUAUGGCAGUGGUCGUUACACUGGAUUUGGAAAUACACCGAAACAAUCUCAUUCAACCCCUAUGUCCCCAAUCCACAGCGGCAAUGAGAUGGUUGACAAUACUCUGGCAUCUCUUGCUUCGGGCUGGUCGAUGUUGACUUCAUCAGUGACAAAAGUGGCCCGCAGUGCAACUGAAAACGCGGUGCGCUACGGGGGAAUUGCUACGCAGAAAGUGUCAGAAAUGGCUUCUACUGUUACAGAGAAAGUGAAUAAUCGUGGUGGUUGGAGCUCACUGGGAGGCAGUGAAUUACGUCGGGCUAGCAACUCAAGCAGUCAAUUUCAGUCUGCCGGUUACGGCGCCAUGAAAAACUCUACUUCCGAACCAUAUUCCAAGUGGAAUGAGCAAACUCGGCCUGGUGUAGUGCAAUCUGUAGCCGCGCGAAACAACUUAGAUUCACGUGACCUGUCUCAGGUGGGCGUCUCAAGCCCCCCGCCCGACAUCAAGAAUAUCAUUAUCAAGAAGAAAAAACAAGACGACGAAUCAUGGGAUUGGCUCAACAACUAGGAUCUGAUGUAUGAAGUAGUGAAAAAUCUAUGUCAACAUGCUACCGUGCAAUUAUUAUUCGACGGUGACAGCUAUAACACUGUAUUUUAUAUUAUUUUGUCUACUAUUAUUUUAGUACAAAAACUUGGAUGUAAAUCAAAAUAAAUGUAAUUUUUUCAAUGAUAAUAUUUUCAUGUUUACUGUUAGUCGGUCGGCUAUAAUAUUGUAGAUUUACGAAUAUAUUCGAAAAUGCUAACUAAUGUUUUAAUAACUGUAAAUAUAAGAUUUAUAUUAUAUGCCGUUACAUGUUAUGGUGGUUAGAAUGUUUCCACGAUAUUACUUGUAUUAAUAUCUGUUCACAUAAAAUGUAUUAAAUGGCAUUUACCUUACCAUUUUUCUCAAGGAUCGAUAUCCUACCUUCACCCUUAAUUAAUAGGCUACCGUACACGAUAGGGCAAGAGUACGGGCAUGCAUCGAUCAGUCCCAGUCGUAGUACUGCACUUGACCUUGUUGGGUGAAAGUACGUCGUUUAUAAUUCAUGCAACAAGUAGCGACACAGUAUGCAUAUAUUACACUGGUACUGCAAUAAAGGUGAAUAAAGUACACAUUAAAUCACAUUAAAUUGUAUUCAUUCUAUUAAUUUCACAUGAUGCCAAUAUUAAUUAUAAAUUGACAUAAUUGAUGUGUUUUAUUUAUGAAUGUGUAUAGAAUUAAGAAAAUUUAUAUAUUUUAAUUAAAUUUAAAAAAUCCUAAAAGAAAAUGUGAAUGUUUAAUGUUCUUAAUAUGCCUCUGAAAAUUCUUCUAAGACGCACUCAUGAUUUGGUUCCAACUUUAUAACAGAAUAGAUAAUUUAGAAACGAUUUUAUUUUCUAUUAAAUUUUGUAUAUUUUGGCAUUAUGUUUUUCAAUCAAAUCAAAUAGAUACCUACUACAAUAACUGCUAUACGCUUAUGAAACUAUAUUUAAAUGUAAUUUUUCUAUUCCAAUUUGCAACCUACUCGUAAUUUUUUCGAUGCUAAAUUUUAUUGAUGUUAACGAAAUGAUAAUUAUAUUUAUUGUUCGAUUCGACUGUACUUUGAUAUGCAACUAUUUUAAAAAUAAGGAAUUUAUUAUUAAGAUUAAGAGGAGAAGGUCCAUUGUUGAUUUGAAAAAAAUUUGAACUAGCGGUUUGUAUAAACUACCAUGCCAUACAUAAAUAGACAGACACCUUAGCGAUAACACUUCACUAAAACACUUUUUUAGAAUAGCGGCACGAUAGUUCUUUACAUAUUCCUCAACAGAGAUAGUAGAGCUUGACUCAGUUAUAUCUAAUUCUGUGUUUUUCUGUGAACUAGCCGUAAAUGCGUUGAGCUAUUUUUUUUUUUUUUUUUUAAUCUCAAUUAUGCUGACGAGUGUUUUAGGGGAAAACGGCAUAGUUCCUCGUAAGUAGUAAACAUGACAGGUAACAGAAAUGUUCCAAAGUCUUCCUAGAUUUAUUCAUGCCCAACAGUUUUUAAUGUUUGUAAUAUUUUAUGCUUUAAAUAUGUUUUAUAAUAACUUUGUCUUAGUUUUCCUUCUCAAAGAUGUCAUCCGGUAAUGUAAACAAUUUCAGUCUUUUAAUUUAAUUUGGUGAUUGAAAAACAAGCCAUAAGUGAAUUGUUACUUGUAUGUAGCCUGGUAUUUGAAAUUGCUGGCGUGUUAUAAUUACGUACCUUAAUGAGCCAACAGACUUUCAAAAACAUAUUAUUCAAUAAUUCUAUAAAAAAUUAAAUCAAGUUACAUUUGUGUUAAUGGUCAGUAUUAUUUUUAUA